Messenger RNA from Monomorium pharaonis (pharaoh ant), 2215 nucleotides. RefSeq names its product mucosa-associated lymphoid tissue lymphoma translocation protein 1. The transcript is spliced from 11 exons. The record is from RefSeq and is a predicted model, not a curated record. Gene Ontology annotation, biological process: proteolysis. Bases 142 to 2070 code for a protein of 642 amino acids. Gene Ontology annotation, molecular function: cysteine-type endopeptidase activity. Lineage: Eukaryota; Metazoa; Arthropoda; Insecta; Hymenoptera; Formicidae.
AUACAUUUAUUCACUAGUUUCCUUCUUUCAUAUCGAGGAAAAUGCCUGCAGCAAUUAAGUGACGCACCUAUUUGACAGUAGCAAGAUUGCAACGUUUUUCAAUUCGAUCGUUUAAAUUGUGUAAUAAUAUAAUUAUUUAAAAUGGCAAAAAUCAAUGAAGAUAUAUACUUAGAACAUAUCCCAUUGAUCUUGUACAACGAAUUAAUUUAUGAGUUAAAUAAGAACUCGAGUUGGCAGGUACUCGGUUGUCACGUAGCUGAACAGUUGGGAUAUCAAUGGAAAUCUUGGCUACAGUCGUUAGAACGAAGUACCAGUACUACAAAAACACCAGCAGACAAUUUGCUAUUUGAACUCAAUAUAAAAAUGUGUACAGUUGGAAUAUUAUGCACGUUGCUCAGAGAUUGCGAACUCGGCAAUGUUUUAUCAGUUUUACAUUAUCCAGAGCCAUCAGUAAUAACAAAACAUCCCUCCGACGAUUUGGAAUGUGAUACUUUAGAAAUAUCUCUUGGUCAGCACCUUCGUCUUUCUUGCAAAGCUACAGGUAUACCGUCGCCAAGUUACCAAUGGUAUCACAAUAAUGUCGAGCUACAGGAACAACAGAGCUUUGAACUUAACAUUGUUAUAAACAGCUACGAUCAGGGUGGAGAGUAUAAUUGCAAAAUUUCACAAGUUACCAAUGACAGAGAGACAGUAAUAUCUACAUUGUUGACAAAAUCAGUUUUUAUAAAUAUAACUUUUGUACCUGUAGUCAUACAGCAGCAACCACCUGCUUUCUUAGAAAUUAAGGAAGACGAAGAUCUUAUAAUUAAAUGUAUAGCACGGGGUUAUCCGGAACCACGUUAUCAAUGGUUUAGAGAUAAUACAAGAUUAGAAGGAGAAAUUUCUAAUAUAUUACAUAUAAAACGGUUCAGCUCUAAGCAUGAAGGAAAAUAUCAUUGCUUUAUAACUAAUAACGUGAAUGAAGUGAUCACUCAAAGAAGUUAUGUAAUGUUGGAUCUUCCUCGCGAAAAGGCAGUUGCAAAGAUAGCUUUAAUCAUUGCAAAUGAUAAUUAUGAAAAUCACAAGUGUCUGGAGACACCUAGAAACGAUGCUGCAAAAAUUGGUAAUUUAUUAAAGGAAAUAGGUUUUAAAGUAAUCUGCCUUAUAAACUUAACACUUGAACAGAUGAAGAAUGCUAUAAAAAUGUUUGGUGAAGUUUUAACAGAAGGAAUUUAUGGACUGUUUUACUAUGCUGGACAUGGUUUUAAGAUGCAAGAAAGCUACAUGCUUGCUGUUAAUGCGCCAGAAUCUUAUUUGAGAAAAAAUGCAAUUUGUGAAAGUGAAUUGUUAGCUGUAUUAUUGCAAAAUGAUCCUGCUCUUUUAGUAACAAUAUUGGACAUGUGUCAAACUGUUCCACCAAAAGAAUGUAAUCCUAAAAUUCAUAACGAAAUACCAAAUGUCAAAGAAUAUAAGAGCAGGAAAAAUCUACGAAAUUUAGUACAAGCGUACUCCACAUCUAGUCAUCGCCCUAGUUACGAAAGAACAAAUAGCAAAUAUGGAUUGUAUGCGAUGCAUCUGAGCAAAUAUAUCAAUAAAAAUAUUCCAGUCACGAAAGUAUUUGAGGAAGUAGGAAAAUCAAUAGACAGAUUGUUAAAAGGAACAGAACGAAAUCAAAUUCCAAUGUUUGCCUUAACAAUUACUAAACCUUUUCGUCUUACUGAUGCAAUUUACAAAAGAGAUCAGUCAUCUGCAUUGAAUGAUUUGAAUGAAUUAAUAACUUUCUCAACCACAUCUUUCGAAAUAAACUUCAGCAAAGCUGGUAUUUCCGCCAAAGGUGUUGCCUCGUUAGUUAUGGAGCCUUAUUUAAAUAUAAUCAAGAUCUCAGUGUGUAAUUUAGAAGAUUUAGAAAUAAAUUUUUAUAACUAUGUGUCUACAAAACCUAAUAAUUUGUUCCAAGGUUCUAAUGAAUGUUGGAUAUAUAAUCCUCAGGGGCCUUUAGUUGUGUCCGCGACAAAAAAUGGAACGGCUAUUGGCGCAACAUCGUUACAUAUUAAAGAGUAUAUUCCUCUAUUGAAAAAAAUCAAUAACUAAUACAUUUCUUUGAAUGUAUAAACUUAAUAGGUAUAUUUUGAUUAUGAAUAAAAUAUAUUUUCUAUUUUACACAUACACACCUGUAUGAAACACAAUAUAAUGUAUGUAAAUAAGCUUGUACUGCAUUGAUUUCAUUAAAAAAUUG